Hermetia illucens (black soldier fly) is the source of this 1181-nucleotide messenger RNA. RefSeq lists its product as uncharacterized. The coding region runs from base 29 to 1150 and encodes 373 amino acids. The record is from RefSeq and is a predicted model, not a curated record. The transcript has 3 exons. Lineage: Eukaryota; Metazoa; Arthropoda; Insecta; Diptera; Stratiomyidae.
UCAGAGUCAAGCAGUGAAGAAGAGCAAAAUGAAGAAGGUUUUUGUCUUUCUAUGUCUACUAGGAGUAGCCGUUUCCAAGCCCGGAUUCCGAUUUGGUACACGAUACGGAAACGCAAAAGCACUUAAUUACAUCCCAGCUAGCAUUGUAUCCUCGACGCCAACUCCUUACAAAUUUUCAAACUUAUUUGGAAAUACAUUUACCCCGACUCCAGCGCCAACUUUUAUUCGUGCAACUCCUUCACCAUUUUUCAUUCGUGCAACGUCUUCCCCAAGUUACAUCCGUGCUACAUCAAAACCCCAGCUUCUGCAAUAUGUAGCUCCAAAUAUCUACUUCUCACCAAAUCGUCAACAGCAGCAACCACCACGUAUAAGUGACACUCUUUUUGCUGCCCCGCUUGAACAAGGCUUCAUCAGCUCUACUGCAUCGCCACCACUCCUAGGAAUCGGAGGAGGAGCAAGCUUUGGAACCACUGUUUCACCACCAAUAAAUGUACUUCCUGUGGACAACGUCAAUGCUAACCCAAUUCCUGUAGAAGUAAGCAACAUUGGCGAUGGAGGAAUCAACACCGUGGAAAAUAAUGUUUUUGAAGUCCCCGUUGAUGAAGCAGAGAUCACCAAACACUUUUAUAUUCACUCGGCCCCCGAAGAACCUGAAGAAGUUGUACACAAGCAUUUCACCAUUGGCAAGCCACAGAAGGCUUACAGGGUCGUCUUCAUCAAGGCUCCAGCAUCGAACGCACAGGCCAGCAUUUCAGCUUCAUUUGCUCCUAAGGAGGAGAAGACUGUGAUUUACGUAUUAAGCAAGAAGCCUAAUCAUGUUGAAAUCAAGGACGUUGUCACUCCACCACCGACCGAACCAAGUAAACCAGAGGUCAUCUUUGUUAAGUAUAAGACAAACGAAGAAGCAAUUCAUGCACAACAGUCAAUUCAAGCUCAAUAUGAUCAGCUCGGCGGAUCAAGCCAAGUAUCGAAUGAAGGUGUUGCACCAAUCACCUCUGUUGUUGGCGUUCUUGAUCAGUCUGAUCAAAACAACCAGAAUGAAGUUUUGGCAGAUCCCAUAGUGGCCGUUACACCAACUCCAGCAUCCGCUAGUGGAAUUUAUCCUUUGAAUCAGAAUUACAAAGUCUUAGCAGCCAGAAGUGUUGAAUAAAUCGUGCAUAUGUUGGAAACAUGUAAUCCAC